GAAGAAAGCAGAACGAGGAUAAAGCACCAAUCUCUCUCUCUCUCUCUGAGUUGUUCCGUCUUUGUUACCUGCUUUAAUGUGAUCAGCAGUUGGUCUUUCGCCGAAAAGGAAGGAUUUUUCAUCUUCUUUCUGGCUUUCCAUCAAGCGUUGCUUUAGGCGCCUCGGGAUUCGAUACCGCGUCGCUAUCUUCUUUGAAGAUCUUGGCAUCGUAGAGAAAUUGGUGUGAAGAAUCUGCGGCGUAAUUCAAGCUCACGCACAUUUGACGCCCAAAGAGUAAUGCGCUAUAGAGGGCAGAGAAGAUGGCCACAUUGGUCCCUGGUGUUCUCAUCAAACUACUCCACACAUUGAAAAUUGCUGGCGAACUCCGCUCUUCUCUCCUCCAGGUUGUCAGCAUAGUUCCAGCACUCGCCGGUGGCGAGCUUUUCGCAAAUCAGGGAUUUUAUCUCAAGGUCUCUGAUUCCUCCCAUGCCACUUAUGUCUCCAUUCCUGAUGAGCACGAUGACCUCAUCUUGAGCGAUAAAAUCCAACUCGGCCAAUUCAUAUAUGUCGAUCGGCUCGAGGCGGCUAUGCCUGUGCCCGUCCUUCUAGGUGUGAGGCCGGUUCCUGGUCGUCAUCCUUGUGUGGGAAGCCCCGAGGAUCUCGUUGCCACCCGCCCCCUCACUUUUCUCAAUAGUUCCAAGGAUGUUGUUGCUCCGUCGCUGGUGAAAGACAUAAAGAAUUCAUCAAAGGUAGAGAGAACUUUCAAAGUUGAAGAUAUGGAAAAGAAAAAAGCGUCUCUUAGCCAAUCUACUUCGUCGUUAUCGAAGCUAUCUCCAAGCAACAAUGCAGAGAAGAAGUUUAAAAUCUAUGAGAGGUCAAACUUGACGAGUUCAAGGUCGGUUCCUUCGUCUCCUACGAGUUGCCACUCGGUACCGACCUCGUUUGACAAGCUAUCUAAUAGGGCUAAACAACAUUCGAGGGUUAAAGUUCCAGAAAAGCCAUUGAGUACGAGAUUGAACUUGUUGGAAAGAGCAACUUCUGUUUUGCGGGCAACCACCGCAGGCAGGAAAUCAUAUGGUGGAAGCUCGGAAGUAAGUCUGGUUCCAGGGAUCGAGCCGGGGCCGAAGUCUUUGAGAAAGAGUUGGGAGGGUAAGAUUGUGAUGAAGGGGAGGGAUAGCUCGAAUUCCAAGCCAUCAAAGACAGAAAAAAAAUCUGAAGCAUCAAGCUCUGUGUUUUCUCGAAGGCUAUUGAUGCCGGUAGAGAGGCAAGCACCGAAAGAAGAUAGCAGGGCUCAAACUCCUCUGAAGAAAGGGAACGUAAAUAUAGCUACGGAAGACACGGAAAAAUCAGCGAAGGCGCGAGUUAUCGCUGUGAAGAAGACAUUGGACGUCACAAAUCCAAAUAAUAUUUCACCUGGUGGCCUUGUUAAGGUUCCCUCCAGUAGCAAGAGAUGGACAGAUGGAAGCAUUUAUUGGGCAUCUCUUCCACAGCCUCUAGUGAAACUUGGAAAGGAUGUUGUGAGAUACAGGGAUGCCGCUCAACUAGCUGCUAUUGAGGCAUUGCAGGAGGCUUCUGCAGCAGAGAGCUUAGUUCGAUGCUUGAGCAUUUACGGAGAGUUAUCUUACACGUCGAAGGAAGAUCACCCGCAGCCGGUCGUCGAGCAGUUCCUCGCCCUCCAUUCCAAUCUUGCCCGAGCAGCCCUCAUCUCUGAAUCGCUCAAAGCCGCCGCAACCUGCUCCUGCACCUCGCCGGACCAAUCUACCUCCGGCAGCGCCGCUGCCAUUCCCGAAGAGACCGCCCGCCUUCCCUCCGAUAGCCACCGUCGCGCGACGGCUUGGGUGAAUGCUGCCCUCGGCACAGACCUCUCACCCCUCUCCCUAUAUACCCACAAGUCGCACUCGUCUUCUACCGCCACGCCGCCACGAGCAGUCGUCGUACUCGACAAUUCCGCGAAUGCUACAGCGCCAUCGUCAAAGGGGAAGCAGCGAGCGUCUGGGAUGGCGACGAAGGUGGCUAAGCAGCGAUCGACGAAUGCGAUUGUGUCACCACUGGUGAGGCGUUGGGAGAAGGGGGAAGGAUUGGAGGAUGGAGCGGAACUAGCGAAGGCGUUGGAGGAAGAAGCGAAGAACUGGUUUGUAGGGUUUGUGGAGAGGUUUCUGGAUGCGGAAGCCAGUGGGACGGCAGCAAGGCUGCCAUGGGACCGGGACCUCGUGGCUGGAAUGCUUGCCCAUCUGAAGAAGGUGAACGAUUGGCUCGACAGCGCCGGGAAGAGAGAUUGCAUCGGAGAGGAUGAUGGAGUCGUAGUCAAGGCUGGGGGUCUGCCGCCGGAAACAGUGGAGAGGCUAAGAAAGAAGAUAUAUGAGUAUCUGCUGACUCAUGUGGAGUCCGCUGCAGUUGCCCUCGGAAGCGGAGGCGGAGGUCCGCCAUUGGCGAUCACGGCGGAGCGGAAGGGAAGAAAGAGUUGAUUGUCGGAGUGGAGAGUGAAUUGUUUGGUGACAUCGGGGUUAGAAAAUUGGCCCUAUGUAUUAACUAAGGUGUUUGCUUUACUAAUUAUGCUUUGUGACUUGGUAAAAAAUAGGGGUCGAAGGUAUGCUGUUGGAAAAGAAUUUGAAGUCAGUUUCUCUCUUUAAAUAUAUGGAGA
Phalaenopsis equestris is the source of this 2620-nucleotide messenger RNA. RefSeq lists its product as uncharacterized. The record is from RefSeq and is a predicted model, not a curated record. Lineage: Eukaryota; Viridiplantae; Streptophyta; Magnoliopsida; Asparagales; Orchidaceae.